Molecule: messenger RNA, 1518 nt
Organism: Paramecium tetraurelia
Lineage: Eukaryota; Ciliophora; Oligohymenophorea; Peniculida; Parameciidae
Exons: 3
Biological process (GO): protein phosphorylation
Molecular function (GO): ATP binding; protein kinase activity
Source: RefSeq, a predicted model, not a curated record
AUGGCGAAUAGAUUAAAAGCUUAGAUUCAAUUUAGUGAUGAAGCUCCUGAGAUUGAACACAAUGAACCGGAAGAAAGUAAGAGAUUUGAAGACUAUUACCAAUGUCUUUUCACUAUAGGGCAAGGAGCACAUGCAGUUGUAAAGACAGCAAAGAAGAAAAACUCAGAAGAUAUAUACGCCGUAAAAAUUGUAAGAUCUGGGGAUCAAGAAAUUCAGAACAAUGUGAGAAGAACUUUUAACAAUACGAGGUGUCUUAGGCAUCCUAACAUUGCUCAAGAUAUAGAACUUUAUAUCAACGAAAAGAUGGAAACCUCAUAUUUGGUAAUGGAGUAUAGCAAGUUUCCAAGUUUAGAAAGUAUAAUUAAAAAACGAUCUCUUACUUCAGAAGAAUUAAAGGUUGUGAUUAAAGAACUACUAUUGGGCAUCUAACAUGCUCAUUCUAAAGGAAUAUGCCAUAGAGAUUUAAAGCCAGACAACAUUUUGGUCAAUUUAGAAGAGAAUAGUUAGCCUCCUAAUGUAAAAAUAGUAGAUUUUGGAGUAUCAAGAAGGUUUUUAUCAAAAGGAUAGGAAAUUGAAAUGCUGACAAAAACAGGAAAUAUAUUUUAUUGUGCUCCAGAAAUAUAUCAUAAAGCUAGUUAUUCAAAAGAGGUUGAUGUUUGGGCAAUAGGAGUCAUUACUUAUUAAUGCAUUUUCCAAAAAUUACCGUUGCACUCGAAUGAAAUACAUGAUUUUAUUGAGUUGUUAGCAAACCCAAAUUAAUGGACAUUUUAAAAAUAAUUAAAUACACUUGAACAACCUUUACGGAAUUUAAUAAUUUCAAUGUUGAAUCCAAAUAAAAACGAGAGAAUUACUGUUGAAGCAGCUUUGAGACAUCCUUUUUUCGAAAUUUGCACUAUUUAGGAUGUGAUGGCAUUUUUGAAUAAAUUAAAUACAGCUUAAGAUGGUUGUUGUAAAUGUAGAUCAUUGUAAUCAAGUUUAAGAUUAGAUGACUAAUAAUGGGGAAGUGUUAUUUCAAAACUGUAGAGUAGUUAAAAUGAUAAAAAGGAGGAUGAAAUUAUGAUGAAUGAAUUACUUAACAGCUUUACUGAUGUUCAUAUCAUUUAGAAGCAUGGGGGUAAUUGUGGCUUUAUCUAAUUGAUGAAUUCAAUUAGCAGUAGCACAGCUCUCAUGAGUAAAUUAGGAUCUAAAUAAGAAUUGCUUGAUAAAAGUCUUGGGUUCCAAUUUAGUGGCUCAUCAAAUAAAUUGUCUUAUUAAGAUUAAGUCGAUAAUUUUAGUAAAAUCUAGAGUAGUAUCGAAAUGAAGGAUGAAUACAAUAACAAUAAAUUCCUUACUUAAUUAGGUGCUCAUCUGGAUAGUAGUAUUGAUGUUACGACUUAUGAUGGUUCUUUGGUCUAAUCCAGAUAUGUUCCUCUAUAAGAUUAAUAAGUAGUUCCUAAGAAGCCUAUCAACUCUAUGAAAAAUAUGUUCGAUAACCUUUAAAUUAAGGAAGUAGAUGAAAUAACAGAAGAUUAAUUUUGA